GAGCUCUGCUUACACUGAGCUGCCGCAUGCUUGCGCGCAGCACGCCUUACACCUGACUUUGUGACACAGCCCACUCGGUUGCCCUAAAGUCACAGCGCACCAGCUACAUGGCAGUUCCUUUUAUCUCUCAACUAACUCAUCCCCUAACUACAGCCUGGUGCAGUUCAUCAUGAGCCGAUGGACCGACAUGGACAGUGACGCUGAGCGCCUCCCCUCUGGCUUUGAGCGCUUAGGCUAUGACGCCGACACGCAAACCUACACCUUUCGCGACGCAGACGGUAUCAUGUACGAGUCAGAACCUGGAAAUCGUUACAGCAAACUGCAUCGUGUCGAUUCGCAAUCAUCGUCGCGAUCUUCGCGGUCCGCGUCUAUCCACCUUCUCGACAACCGCAACGGGCGGCCCUCGCGCACUUUUGAUGAAAUGUUCAACGAUCAUCAAGACGUGAUAAGCAAGGACAAUAGGGAAGCGGUGCGUAUGAUGUUGCCAUUUGCGCUCAUAAUCUUGGUCUUCUUGAUCCUGGUGUUCAAGCUCUUGUAUGCAGGUGAUGCCGAGUCGCUAACUCCUGCCAAAGAGUCACUCGAUUGUCAUCAAGGCAGCCAUGAAGUUCCGAUUAAACAAGGAGAUACGUGCUGGGCUAUUGCCCAAACUAGCCACGUCACUGUGGAAGAAUUGCUAGAGUUGCAGGGCAACGCGCAUGUGGAUUGCGAUCGAUUGGUGCCAGGCAAAGGCAUUUGCGUGCCUGCCUAGAGAGAUGAUAUCGUAGCAAAUCUUUCUUAAUUUAUACAGUCUUAUCGCAUUAGGGUCAAUGAAAAACAGAGUCAACACUAGGGUGCCAA
This is a messenger RNA of Bipolaris sorokiniana ND90Pr, 837 nucleotides long. Its product is annotated as carbohydrate-binding module family 50 protein. The coding region runs from base 170 to 748 and encodes 192 amino acids. The record is from RefSeq and is a predicted model, not a curated record. Lineage: Eukaryota; Fungi; Ascomycota; Dothideomycetes; Pleosporales; Pleosporaceae. The transcript is spliced from 2 exons.